GCACCCCUCCUCAAAACCCGCGCCAUCAGAGCUCAAACCACACAAUAUGCUAAAGUGGGACGCCUCGAUUGGCGCCAGAAUUGCCUAUCAGCCGUCCCGGACAAGACAUCCACCACCACUAAGCCCUAAAUCUUUAAAUCCGCGAUCGACCGCCGCCCUCGUUCUUCGCAGCCCCAUCCACCGCCCCCGGACGCUUCCAAUCCAACCGUUCGACGGAACUCCCCACAGAAGGAUUGGACAUGUACGUGGUGAAGCGCGACGGCCGGCACGAGGCCGUCCACUUCGACAAGAUCACGGCGCGGCUUAAGAAGCUGAGCUACGGGCUCAGCCAGGAGCACUGUGACCCCGUGCUUGUCGCCCAGAAGGUGUGCGCCGGUGUCUACAAGGGCGUCACCACCAGUCAACUCGACGAGCUCGCCGCGGAGACCGCCGCCGCCAUGACCUCCAACCACCCCGACUACGCCUCGCUUGCUGCGAGGAUUGCGGUUUCCAAUUUGCACAAGAACACAAAGAAGUCAUUUUCGGAAACGGUUAAGCUGAUGUAUCAUCAUGUCAAUGAGAGAUCUGGACAGGAGGCACCCUUGAUCGCCGAUGAUGUUUACGAGAUAAUUAUGAAGAAUGCUGCUCGUCUGGACAGUGAGAUAAUUUAUGAUCGAGACUUUGACUAUGAUUAUUUUGGAUUUAAAACUCUUGAGAGGUCGUAUCUCUUAAAAGUUUGUGGCAAGGUAGUGGAGAGGCCACAACACAUGUUGAUGAGAGUAGCUGUUGGAAUCCACAAAGAUGACAUUGACUCUGUCAUUGGAACAUACCAUCUGUUGUCUCAGCGGUGGUUCACUCAUGCUUCACCCACCUUGUUCAAUGCAGGCACCCCCAAGCCUCAGUUAAGCAGUUGUUUCCUCGUAUGCAUGAAAGAAGAUAGCAUUGAGGGAAUAUAUGAUACUCUGAAGGAGUGUGCUAUAAUAAGCAAGUCAGCUGGAGGAAUUGGCGUUUCUGUUCACAACAUCCGUGCAACAGGAAGUUAUAUCCGUGGUACAAAUGGAACAUCCAAUGGUAUUGUUCCCAUGCUAAGGGUGUUCAAUGAUACUGCUCGUUAUGUUGAUCAAGGAGGUGGCAAAAGAAAGGGUGCAUUUGCUGUAUAUUUGGAGCCUUGGCAUGCUGAUAUAUAUGAAUUUCUUGAGCUUAGAAAGAACCAUGGAAAGGAAGAGCAUAGAGCUAGGGAUUUGUUUUAUGCCCUUUGGAUUCCAGAUCUCUUCAUGGAAAGAGUGCAGAGUAAUGGACAAUGGUCUUUGUUUUGCCCUAAUGAAGCUCCAGGGCUAGCUGAUUGUUGGGGAGAUGAUUUUGAGAAACUCUACCUUAAGUACGAGAAAGAAGGCAAGGCGAAGAAGGUUGUUACAGCACAGAAUCUUUGGUUUGAGGUCCUCAAAUCUCAAAUUGAAACUGGAACACCAUAUAUGCUUUUCAAGGAUACUUGCAAUAGAAAAAGUAAUCAACAGAAUCUUGGCACAAUUAAGUCUUCAAACCUAUGCACAGAGAUUAUUGAGUACACUAGUCCAACGGAAACAGCUGUGUGCAACUUGGCAUCCAUUGCUUUAUCUCGGUUUAUCAGAGAGAAGGGGGUUCCGAUAGAAUCACAUCCAUCCAAGCUGGUUGGCAGUAGUGGGUCGGCAAACAGAUACUUUGACUUUGACAAGCUUGGUGAGGUAAGUGCUAUAAUAACAGCAAACCUCAACAAAAUAAUUGACGUGAACUACUACCCAAUUGAAACUGCAAGGAGAUCGAAUCUCCGUCAUAGGCCAAUUGGAAUUGGGGUUCAGGGUUUGGCUGACACUUUCAUCUUACUUGGCAUGCCCUUUGAUUCGCCCGAGGCUCAGCAGCUGAACAAGACAAUAUUUGAGACCAUAUACUACCAUGCUCUUAGAGCUUCUUGUGAAAUUGCUAGGAAAGAUGGUUUUUAUGAGACUUAUCAAGGAAGUCCAGUGAGCAAGGGAAUUCUCCAACCUGACAUGUGGAACAUUACUCCAUCAGACCGAUGGGAUUGGUCUGCAUUAAGGGAAAUGAUAUCUAAAAAUGGUGUCAGGAACUCUCUUCUUAUUGCUCCUAUGCCUACUGCAUCAACUAGUCAAAUUCUUGGGAACAAUGAAUGUUUUGAGCCAUACACAUCUAACAUUUACAGUCGCAGGGUCCUAAGUGGAGAAUUUGUUGUUGUGAACAAACAUCUCCUACAUGACUUGACUGAGAUGGGUCUGUGGUCACCUACACUCAAAAACAAGAUAAUUUAUGAUGAUGGUUCCAUUCUCAAGAUUCCUGAAAUUCCAGAUAAUUUGAAAGCAAUAUACAAAACCGUAUGGGAGAUUAAGCAAAGGACUCUAGUUGACAUGGCUGUUGAUCGUGGGUGCUACAUAGAUCAGAGUCAGAGUCUUAACAUCCAUAUGGACCAACCCAAUUUCGGAAAGUUAACGUCAUUGCACUUCUAUGCAUGGUCUAAGGGUUUAAAGACUGGAAUGUACUAUUUGCGUACACGUGCUGCCGCCGAUGCAAUCAAGUUCACAGUUGACACCUCUUUGCUCCAGAAAACUAAUAAACCGGUAGAGGAUGAUGAUGUGGAAGCCAAACUGGCACAAGUUGCUUGUUCCCUAGAAAAUGGUGAAGCGUGCAUGGCGUGUGGAAGUUAGGACGUAUCAUAUUUCAGCCGAAGGGAUACUCUUAGUUGGUGAUUCAAUCAUCGAUUGAAUGAUGAAAAGUACCGAUGGUCGGUUAUCUUCAGACUGGAGCUCUCCUGGCCUCCUUUUUGAAGCUCUUUUGGCCUCCUUUUAUAUUUGCUUGAUAGAAGAAGAGCUUGCGAUUUUAGGUCUUUUGCUAUUUACUUAUGGCCACUAUCUACACUUAAUGCUUUGUGUAAGUAGCUCUGUAUCAACAUGAUAUAAUAUUGGUGCAUGUCAUGGAGUUGCUCUCCCUCUUUCUAAACUUGUGUGAUCAACAAUCAUAAGUUAUCUUGUAUUGGUGUUUUGUGGAAUUCCCCAAGAUCUGUAAUCUUGGGUUUCUGGGUUUA
Molecule: messenger RNA, 3049 nt
Organism: Musa acuminata AAA Group (dessert banana)
Lineage: Eukaryota; Viridiplantae; Streptophyta; Magnoliopsida; Zingiberales; Musaceae
Product: ribonucleoside-diphosphate reductase large subunit
Exons: 17
Coding region: 240-2672 (810 amino acids)
Biological process (GO): DNA replication; deoxyribonucleotide biosynthetic process
Cellular component (GO): ribonucleoside-diphosphate reductase complex
Molecular function (GO): ATP binding; ribonucleoside-diphosphate reductase activity, thioredoxin disulfide as acceptor
Source: RefSeq, a predicted model, not a curated record